This is a messenger RNA of Armigeres subalbatus, 1449 nucleotides long. Its product is annotated as vitellogenin-1-like. Gene Ontology annotation, molecular function: lipase activity. The transcript is spliced from 4 exons. Bases 263 to 1396 code for a protein of 377 amino acids. Gene Ontology annotation, biological process: lipid catabolic process. Lineage: Eukaryota; Metazoa; Arthropoda; Insecta; Diptera; Culicidae. The record is from RefSeq and is a predicted model, not a curated record.
AUCAUUUUCCCAGACGAACGUGCAGUUUGAUCUGGAGACGCGAAUCGUCAACAUUCGAUAAUACAAUACGGUGUUUCCGCACUUGUUGUCGCCGUCGUCGUUGUUGAAGAAAAGUUUUUAAACUGUGCUGAAAGUUAGAGUUUGAUGAGGAAAAGGUGACUAUUUAUCGGGAGCUUAUUAGUGUGCUAAACUUUAGUGUACCUCCUUUCAUGUUUACUAGUUUUAUGAACGUAGUGUAGUAGAAGUGAUAAAAGGGACGACAAUGACUAAGCUUCGCAUGGUACCGGUGCUGGCAUUGCUGGUAUGUUCUAGCAGUCAUUUGUUGGCGUUCGAUUUUGCUGAUUUCACCAAAACGACGAGUGAUAUUGCGAAAGUUGCCGGCAGAACGGUCAAAGGUGUUGCCGAAAAGGUUCCGGAGAUUUUCACGCCCGAACAGUUGCUGGAAUUUGGAAAGCAAUCUAUCGCCGGUGUUCCACUGGAAGCAUUGGCCGCGGUGAUUAAUAACAUUUGUUCAAUUGCGGUGGCCACGAAUGCAACUGAAUCGGAUAAUUCGGUGAACAUUUCAGCGUUGAACUAUGUCCUGAUGACGGACUCGGAAAACGUCACCGUACCACUUUUAGAGUCUGACGCCCUGUGGAGCUAUCCACUGUUUAACGAAUCAGACGACACGGUGAUCUUAGUAACGGGGUGGACCUCAAAUAUCAACGGAUCCAAUAGGGCCAUUGAUACGUUAUUUAAUGCCUAUCAAGCGCGUGGAGGAUACAACUUCGUAGUCAUAGAUACGUCGGACUUCGUGGAUACCUUGUACACUUGGUCUGCAUUCAAUACCAACGAGUUAGGUGAGGCUUUGGCCGUAGGAUUGAAACAGUUGAUCAACUUUGUCUCGGUGGAGAAAAUACACCUGAUUGGGCACAGUCUCGGGGCACAUAUCGUGGGCAGAGCCGGUAGGCAUUUCCAGACGUUGACAAACUCAUCUAUACCGCGAAUCACUGGACUGGAUCCGGCAAAUCCGUGUUUCAACGAAGGCGAAGCCCUGAGUGGAAUUUGCCGCGGAGAUGCCGAUUUUGUUGACAUUAUUCAUAGCAACGCCAAGGUUCUUGGCAAACGCGACCCCAUCGGCGAUGUAGAUUUUUAUCCAAAUGGGGUGGUUUCGGUGCAACCGGGAUGUCUCGAUCCGUCCUGUUCUCAUGCUCGGGCUUGGGAACUGUACGCGGAAACCGUUCACCCAGGAAACGAGAAUAACAUGCUGGCAGUCAAAUGCAAUUCGAUCUUAUCACUCGACACUGGAGCUUGUCCUGGCAACUCUAUUCCAAUGGGCUUUGCGUGCCCACGAACAGCCAAAGGAAACUAUUUUUUGAAAACGAAUUCAAAAUUUCCAUUCGGGAUAAAAUUGUAAAUGUUGUAUAAAUACAUACUGCAAAAUAUAAAUUUGUUUAAAUAUGUUUGAAA